AGUAGACUAAUAGAUUUAGUUGGACUGCUUCAUAUUGAUUUAUCACAUCAACCUAAACUGUUAAUUAAUAAUGUUGAUUUACGAAUUAAAUUAGAAAGAUCGAAAGAUAAUUUUGCUUUAAUGGCAAAUAAUGAUAAUUAUAAAAUUAUUAUUAAAAAUGCAUCUCUAAAAAUUAAUAAAGUAGAUGUUAGUUCGUCAGUUCAAAUUGGAAUUGAAAAAGCAUUGCAAACAGGUAUUAUAAAAAUUCCAUUCCGCAGAACAGAUAUUAAAGUUUUUACUUUAAGUAGCGGAAUUCAGUCUACAAAUAUAUCAAAUGCUGUUAUCGGUCAGUUACCUUAUAGAAUUACUAUUGGUUUAGUUUCUAAUUCAGCAUUUAAUGGAAAUGUAAAAUACAAUCCUUUUAAUUUUAAAAAUUACAAUUUAAAUUAUAUAUGUUUAUUAAAAGACAAUCAAAUGAUUCCCCCAAAACCAUAUACUCCUGAUUAUACGAAUAAGAUAUAUGCAAGAAAUUUUAUAUCAUUAUUUGAAGAUAUAGGAUGCAUUAACCAUCAUAAAUUUACAAAUAUAUCUUAUGACGAUUAUAAAGAUGGAUAUACUUUAUAUUGUUUUGACCUUACUCCUGAUCAUUCUGCAUCAGAAUCACAUAUUAGUGUUAAUCAACAAGGAAACAUUUCAGUGGAAUUAAAAUUUUCAACCGCUAUAUUAGAAACUGUAAACGUUAUUUGUUUGCUGAAAUAUAAUAAUACUCUAGAAAUUGAUCACUCAAGAACUGUGUUUGUGGACUAUUAAUGAAUACCAUUACUUUAUGGAGACUGGCUUUAAGUGAUUCGAAAAUAAAAAAGACUUUUGGAGGUGUUUUUGCAUCUGAUGACUUACUCAUUUGCAUUGCUAAUCGUAAAUCGUUUAUAAUUAAUUUAGAUGAAAAAAAUAAGCCAGGGAGUCAUUGGGUAUCUGUGUUCUUUACAGAAAAAACU
This is a messenger RNA of Centruroides sculpturatus (bark scorpion), 974 nucleotides long. RefSeq lists its product as uncharacterized. The record is from RefSeq and is a predicted model, not a curated record. Bases 121 to 789 code for a protein of 222 amino acids. NCBI's taxonomy places the organism in Eukaryota, Metazoa, Arthropoda, Arachnida, Scorpiones, Buthidae. The transcript has a single exon.